Molecule: messenger RNA, 2167 nt
Organism: Pongo pygmaeus (Bornean orangutan)
Lineage: Eukaryota; Metazoa; Chordata; Mammalia; Primates; Hominidae
Gene: C20H19orf47
Product: chromosome 20 C19orf47 homolog
Exons: 10
Coding region: 191-1348 (385 amino acids)
Cellular component (GO): nucleus
Source: RefSeq, a predicted model, not a curated record
GCUUCCGGCGGUGAGGGGGGUGCUUCCGGGGCGGGCAGCCCUUGCCGGGGGAGGAGUGUCUGACAGUUGGCGCCGCCAGGAGGGAGGGCGGGCGGCGCGAGUGGGCGCGGGCCCGGUGGGCCAGAAACUCAUCCAGCCCUUACAGCAGUCCUCUAAGGCUCCAGGGAGCAGUGUCAGGGCCAGGGAGACAAUGGUCUCCGUGACUAUGGCCACUUCUGAGUGGAUCCAGUUCUUUAAGGAAGCCGGCAUUCCUCCAGGACCUGCUGUCAAUUAUGCCGUGAUGUUUGUGGAUAAUAGGAUUCAGAAGAGCAUGCUGCUGGAUCUCAAUAAGGAGAUCAUGAAUGAGCUGGGCGUGACCGUGGUGGGCGACAUCAUCGCCAUUCUCAAGCAUGCCAAAGUGGUGCACCGUCAGGACAUGUGCAAAGCUGCCACUGAGUCAGUGCCCUGCAGCCCUAGCCCCCUUGCAGGCGAAAUUCGCCGUGGCACUAGUGCUGCCUCCCGAAUGAUCACCAACAGCCUGAACCAUGACUCUCCACCCAGCACACCCCCCAGGCGCCCGGACACCAGCACCUCCAAGAUCUCGGUCACUGUGUCCAACAAGAUGGCAGCAAAGAGUGCCAAGGCCACUGCAGCCCUGGCCCGCCGGGAGGAGGAGAGCCUGGCUGUUCCUGCCAAGCGGCGCCGGGUCACUGCUGAGAUGGAGGGGAAGUACGUCAUCAACAUGCCCAAAGGCACCACACCCCGCACCCGCAAGAUCCUGGAGCAGCAGCAGGCUGCAAAAGGUCUCCACAGGACGUCUGUGUUUGACCGCCUCGGCGCUGAGACCAAGGCAGACACCACGACAGGGAGUAAACCCACAGGAGUCUUCAGCCGCCUGGGGGCCACCCCAGAAACGGACGAGGAUCUGGCUUGGGACAGCGACAAUGACAGCAGCAGCUCUGUCUUGCAAUAUGCCGGGGUCCUGAAGAAGCUAGGACGGGGCCCAGCCAAGGCCAGUCCCCAGCCAGCACUGACUGUCAAAGCCAAGGCCACAAGCUCAGCGACAACGGCCGCUGCCCCGACACUGCGGCGCCUGGCGCUUUCCUCACGGUCUGGGCUUGAGAGGAAGCCGGAGUCCUUGUCUAAAGUCAGCAUCAUCAAGAGACUGGGCGCAGCUGCCCUUGUGCCCGAGGCCCAGGACAGCCAGGUCACCAGCACCAAGAGUAAGUCCUCAGCCGAGGUCAAGGUCACCAUUAAGAGGACUCUGGUGGGGCCCCGGGGGAGCAGCUCCAGCGAGGGCCUUGGUGCCCAGAUGGACCACGCAGGCACUGUGAGCGUGUUCAAAAGACUGGGCCGCAGGACCUUCUAGCCCACCUGUGGGCGGGGUGCAGGCAGCAGAGCCCGCGGGCAUCUGCCCUGGCCGCCCCAGGCUCCUGGCUUCAUCACGCCUCCCACCAGCUCCUGGAUGACACAGCUUGUCUCCCUCGGGCUCUAGAGCUAGGCCCGAGCAUUUGGGGGAUCACCCCAUUUCUCCUAGCCUGGGAUGGUCGUCGCAGCUGGCCUGGCCCGCUCCAGGACUCCCCUUCUCAUGUCCUCUGUGCUUUCUUCUCUGGCUGUGGCCUUGGCAGAACCCACUUUUCUACCUCUCCCAAGUGCCAGGGGGCCUCUUCCUCUCCUACGUUCCCCUUCUUCCCCUGAGCAGGGUCUGCUGCCUCAGACCCCAGCUCAUCAGCCUCCCUGUCCCCCUCAACUGAGUGGGUGUCACCUGGUGGGCCUCCCUUCCCCUACUCGCCACUGACUUCCCUCACUCCUCUGCACCUCCCCCCACUUCUGUGACUUCUGUCUCUCCCUGUCUUCACUUUGUUCAUUUCUCUUCUGUUUUCUGUCCCCGUGGCAAGGCCCGACUGUCCGCUGCGUCCUGCCCGACCCUCCUGUACCUCCGGCCUCCCAGCGGCCCCCUCGUCGGCGGUGGCGUCGAGCCUGUUGAGACUGUUAGCCGCCCUCCACUCCCAGGCUGGAGGGACCUCUCCAGACCCUGGGCUGCGGCCGAGGCGCAUCCGUUUUCCUGCCCUGGGCGUCUUUGUCUCUGAAAGUCUAUGGCGGGUGGUGGGCAAGGGGCACUGGGAAGGGAGGCCAGUGCCUAGAGUGAAGACAGCUGCUGUUUUAAUAUAUUUUUGUGACUUUCAAA